This is a messenger RNA of Felis catus (domestic cat), 3986 nucleotides long. RefSeq names its product taste 2 receptor member 60 (gene TAS2R60). The record is from RefSeq and is a predicted model, not a curated record. Gene Ontology annotation, cellular component: membrane. Lineage: Eukaryota; Metazoa; Chordata; Mammalia; Carnivora; Felidae. Gene Ontology annotation, biological process: G protein-coupled receptor signaling pathway; sensory perception of taste; detection of chemical stimulus involved in sensory perception of bitter taste. Gene Ontology annotation, molecular function: G protein-coupled receptor activity; bitter taste receptor activity.
ACAAAAAAAAAGAAUAGAUGACACUUUUUGCAUCUUACAGAUGGUGAAAUUGAGGCUCAGAGGGGUUAACACCAUACUCAGUAACUCAUGUUGGGGUGGGGGGGCUUGGACCAGUUCCUGCCUUGGUGCCUUAUCCAGGAUUCUUUCUGCCACAUCCCAUUGGUUUCAUUGCUAUCCUGGUAGGGGUUCUCUCAUGAAAUGCCACUUUAAAGGUCACAUUAUAAAAUGUCGUAACAAAAAAGUCACCUGCCUGAUAGUAUAUAAUUGUCUCCUUUGUUCUUUUUGAUGCUGGUGUUCACCACAAGUUCUAGGACUUGGACCUCUUUUGGUAGAGGUUUAGCUCAUUUUUUGGUCUGUCGGGAGGGUAUUCCAAAAGCACCUACUUCAUAGGGUCACAGUGGGAACUAGCACGAUGGAAAACAUUUAGAAAAAUGCCUGGAAUGAACAGCCAGUUGAUGGAUGUGAGCUCUGAUGGUCGUUAGGUGUUAGCUUAGAGAAGUAGAACUUUCUGUGUAAGGGAUGCUAAAUGCAAGUGCCUGCCUGAUAUAGUGUUCAUGCCAGUGUUGACAUGGGCAGGAGUGGGUAGAGGAGGGGCAGGCAAGUUCAGGGGCAGGCAGGGGGACUUUUGACACUGAGCCUUAGCAAUAUUUGCAUCUGUUUUGAGAAGAAGAAACCUCUUUACCCUCAGGAGAUAACCUGUGUCCUCUACACUUGGGGGCAGCUAGAAGGGUAAACAUGAUGUAGGAGCUUCCAGAACCACCCAACAGGAAUAGACCCCGAAGUCUUGGGACCCAUCUAGUGCACAGGAGAGAUGAAUGGAGAUGACAUGAUUCCAGGAUCUCCAGUGACUGAUAAGAGAGCCAUCAUCUUGGCUAUCAUUUUAUUAUUUUUGUGCCUGGUGGCAGCAGUGAGCAAUGGCUUCAUCACUGCAGCUCUGGACGUGGAGUGGUUGCUACAGAGAACACUGUUCCCUUGUGAUAAAUUAUUAGUCAGCCUGGGGGCCUCUUGCCUCUGUCUGCUGGGUGUGAUGAGGAAGACCAUUUAUAUUUUCCUGUAUCCAGAGGCCUUCCCAUCCAACCUUGUACUGCAGUUCCUAGCCUUCUGGCAGGACUGGCCAUCUUAUGGUUCUCCACCUACCUAGCUCAGUGUCUUCCAUUGCAUGAAAAUUGCAACGUUCACCCUCCCCAUCUUCCUCUGGCUAAAAUAGAAGGUGUCGGGGUUGGUUGCAUGGACUGUAGGGCUCUCCAACUUGAGCACCAUCUUUUUCAUAGGCAACCAGAGCUUGUAACAGUACUUUGUAAGGAGAAGGUUGCAAUCUGGGAAUGCCAUUGAGAAUACCGUAAGACCAUAUGAGAAAUUCUACUUCUUCUGUUUAAAACUUGUUAGCUGGACAGUCGUUACCGUCGUCUUCCUUUUUGGCAGUUUGGUCAUGUCUCUGGAAAGACACACUAAGAAGGUCUGCCUGUAUUGUGGCUUUUGUGAGCCCAGUGCCCAGGCACACAACCAGGUUCUCCUGGCUCUCAUGUCCUUAUCCGUCCUCUCCACCUCCUGUUUUCUAUCACCGGUGCUCAAUGCUGCAGGUGUUUUUCCAUUUUGGGACCCUAGCUACUGGGUGUGGCAGGCAGUGAUUUAUCUGUGCUCAGCAGUCCCCAUCACUGCACUUGAGCAACCCCUGACCGAGAGGUGUGGUGGAGAGGGGCUGCUGUGCAGGGUGCUGGGCAUCGUGAGUUGAGAUUGAUGAAAAACCUCAGAGACACUAAGGCAGAGGGCAUGGUGCAAUGGGACAUGGCUUCUUUAAAUCCCUUUGCCACUUUUAUGUUCCUUUCCUCUCUGCUACGUUUAAUGAGGAGAAUGACUUCUAUGGAAUAGGAUUUCAAGGUGGGAUCGAAGGUCCUGAGAUAAUGGGGUAGCGUCACUGAUGUACAACCCAGCAAGUCUGUGGCCAAGGCAGCUGUGUUCCCUGUGGGGCUUGAUGUGGCUAGAGUCAGGAAACUUUUACUUUCCCUGUGAUCGGUCUCUUGGAGGGUAAAAUUAUCCUUCUGGAGACUGGAUGUGAGGAUCCUGACGCAUCAUUCAAUUUUUAUCUGUUGACUCAGACUGGAGAAGAUAUUUGGAACCUCAGUUUUCGUCUGGCUUCAUGCUGUAAACCACCUUUUCUUUUCUUUUCUUUCCUUGUCUUUUUUCUUUCCUUUUCUUCCUCCCUCCCUCUUUUUUUUCUUUUUUUUUCUUUUCUUUUCUUUUCUUUUCUUUUCUUUUCUUUUCUUUUCUUUUCUUUUCUUUUCUUUUCUUUUCUCUUUCCUUCCUUUUCCUUUUCCUUUUCCUUUUCCUUUUCCUUUUCCUUUUCCUUUCUUUCUUUUCUUUCAUCACUUAACUGUUUUCCAGCCAUCUACUGCAGUGAAGUCUUCCUCCUUCUGUGCAAGAGUUUCUCAUGUCUGAACUCUCUUCACAGAGCGUGGGUCUGGUUGUGCCUGUGUUUGGCAGUAUGUGUUAUCUAGGAUUUGUAUGUUUGCAGAUGACCUUUGGAGAUCCCUGUGAAAGUUAGGGGGUCAUGCUAUAUAUAUUGCUUAUGUUCUCCACAGUGGCCUAUUCUGUUAGUCUGUUUCAUAAAUGUUAAGGUCCACGAACCCACAUGUGACUUUUGUUUAUGCUGAUACUGGGACCUUCUGAAAUUUUUGACUUGGGAAAGUUCAUCUAUAGCUAUAUGACAAGAUUUAAGAAGAAAAGACUUGGGUUUGGUUUGGUGAAGAAUGCAGGCUGCUUUUCUGCCUUCCAUAGAUCUUUUUAAACCUUCCUUAAGCUCAGUUACCUCUUGAACCAUUCAAAGUAAGGUCCCUAGCCUUCCCUCUAUUGGCUUUAUUUGAUUUUUAAGGUUUAUUUAUUUUGAGAGAGAGAGAGAGAGAGAGAGAGAGAGAGAGAGAAUAUGAAUGAAUGAAUCCCAAAUAGGUUCCAAGCUCAGCGCAGAGCCUGACACAGGGCUUGAACUCAUGAACCAUGAGAUCAUGACAUGAGCUGAAAUUGGACCCUUAACCACCUGAUUGUACCAUGAACAUUUCAAACUUAGCAAGUCCACAGUGGAUGUCCUUUCUCUCCUCUUCUUCUUCCUCCCCCCCCCCCCCAGCCCCCUCUACUGCUCAGCUGGAUCUAUUUUUUCUAUUAUUUAUGUCCAGUAUACCAGGCUUACCACCUCUGAGAUAAUUUUCACUCCCCAUCUCUGCUGAGCCCUUGAGUCUAAUCAGCAACUUAUCUUCAGUUGCUACUUCUGCAAAGUCUCUAUUAUCUGUCCCUUCCUUCCCAUUCCCAUGGAUUUUAUUAUUGAUUAGACUGUCCUCCUCUCUCACCUGCGCUGCUAAAAUUUCCUCUUCACCUCUUGGUCCAUUACACUCUCCCUUCCCCCCAUCCCAGUCAAGACUACCAUUACCAGAUUCAUCUCUUGAAGGCAUAAUUAACCAUUUCCACCCACACUCACCGCCUCUCAGUGCCUAGACAUGAAGCAAGGGUCCCCAAACCUGGCAUUCACGGACCUCCACAAUAUGGCAAUAAUUUUGUCUUCCUUUGUGUCGAUUCUAUGAGAAUUCUGUUUUGUAGCAAAAUCUGGAUUUUCAUUGUUUCCAACAUACCUGGAGUUCCCUCCCUGAUGUACUGAAAGGUGAUCUCUUAUCCCCACAUCUACCUGUGAAAAUCCUAUUUAAUUUUUUCCCCCUAUUUAACCUUUAAAGGUUAAUUCCAAUGACUUCUCUUCUGGGAAGCUUUUCUGGUUUACUACCUCCCAGGUUUUGAUCUCUCUGACCUUUGAGGACAUAUUACUCAGUUGUGACAUGAAUUCUAUUCUGUGGUGGUAUGAUCUACAUUCAUAUUUUAUACUCCCUAGUAUAUAAAAAAUUACUUUUUAAUGUUUAUUUUGUUUUGAGAGAGAAAGUGAGCGAGCCGGGGAGGGGCAGAGAGAGAGAGGGAGACACAGAAUCUGAAGCAGGCUUCAGGCUCUGAGC